CGGCAUCGACCGACGAUAAUUUCAGAUAAUGUGCACGUGCUACUUUUCAUGUUUCGAACUUACUUAUGAGUGAUCAUGAUCACUGAUUUAUCGAUGGCUGACUUCAACGCGACUCUACAGGUUCUGAAAGAAUUAGUACCCCCAGCGCUCCAAAAUCCCCGAGUGGGCAUCAUAUGUGGCUCCGGACUAAGCGGUUUGGCAGCAACCCUAAGGCAAACUGUCUUGGUGCCCUAUGAUAGACUCCCAGGUUUCGUUCAUAGCACUGUUCCUGGACACAAGAGCUCGCUUGCGUUUGGGCUGAUGGGCUCUGGAGCUGGGGUACCUGUCAUUGCAAUGCUAGGAAGGUUUCAUCCUUAUGAAGGUCAUAGACUGUCAUCUGUAGUGUAUCCGGUGCGCGUGAUGGCAAAAAUGGGAGUCAAGGAUAUAAUCAUUACGAAUGCUGCUGGCGCCCUAAAUCCAGAACUUGCAGUCGGAACUAUCGUUGUCGUCCAUGAUCAUAUCGCUCUGCCAAAUCUUACGGGAAUGAACCCUCUUCUCGGGCCACAGACAAAUCUAUCUUUACCUCGCUUUCUCCCCCUAUCAGACGCGUAUUCUCGUCUCUUACGCAAGCUGGUGUUCCGUGCGGCUCACGAUCUUUCGAUUAAACGCGAUGCAUUGGCGGAAGGAACAUAUGCUUGGGUUAGCGGACCCACUUACGAGACUCCCGCCGAAGGUCGAUUUCUUCGUGCUGCCGGUGCGGAUGUUGUCGGUAUGAGUACUGUACCGGAAGUCCUCGCAGCUAGGGAGGAAGGCAUGAAUGUACUCGUUCUAAGCUUGGUCACCAAUGCGGUGGUGAUUCCUACGGACUAUAGAAGUGUCCGUGAUGAGUUUGAAUCUGAAAAUACCGGUAUGUCAGCGACGUCAGUGGUGGAUGAGGUAGUAUCUCAUGAAGAAGUCUUGGCUCUCGGAAAACUGAAGGGCGAUCUUAUGAAGACCAUAGUAGAAAAGGUCAUAGAUCUAAUUCCAAGCGACGUAUCAAUGUCUGUGCAAAAUUAAACGUCCAUACAUAUGUACAUGAUAGAAUUCUUGUCAAAAGGAUUUGGUUGUUCCAAAAGGUGGAGUAUUCAUGCUAAAAUACCGUCGUCUUGACUGCAAUUCUGUCCAUUGGUCACUUGGUCACUCACACGAACUCAAGGACAAAGAGUUGCUUUGUGCGUGGUAGUGUAAGAUACCGUGUAUGUACAAACAUCGAUUACAUGUACGGUAACUAGUGAGCU
Messenger RNA from Lentinula edodes (shiitake mushroom), 1256 nucleotides. Its product is annotated as nucleoside phosphorylase domain-containing protein. Gene Ontology annotation, molecular function: purine-nucleoside phosphorylase activity. Gene Ontology annotation, cellular component: cytoplasm. Gene Ontology annotation, biological process: nucleoside metabolic process. The transcript has 7 exons. The record is from RefSeq and is a predicted model, not a curated record. Bases 76 to 1035 code for a protein of 319 amino acids. NCBI's taxonomy places the organism in Eukaryota, Fungi, Basidiomycota, Agaricomycetes, Agaricales, Omphalotaceae.